AUGAAAUUAGGAGUUACUAUCGACCCAUCUCAGGUUCGGUUACAACCGGACACUACAGAAGGGUAUAUAUGGGUUCGACAGCCAGAUAAGGAGUAUCUGUUUACGAAACCAUUAAGUAAACAUUCGAUCGGAGCAUACAUGGAGUUAUGCCGAGAAGUUGGCAGAUCAUUUGAAGCUGUGGCACACUGGGAGCCGGCCAAUGAAGUCUCAGGAGAUCCCAUAAAGGCUCCAUAUACCUUCGCGUCACUCGCCAAUCUCACUUCAAAAUCUAGCCAAUUACAGGCGGAGAACGAGAAAAUGGCCGAGGCAGUAUCCCAAUAUAAGGAUAAGGCUCACGCAGAAAGUCUGGCACGUCAGCGAGCCGAAGAGAUGUGUGGAAAGCUGGACCGGGACCUGUCGGCCGCGCGAAUUCAGGAGGGCAAAUUAAAGCGGGAAAACAUAAAUUUGUCUUCGAAAGUCAGGCAGCUCAGGAGAAAACUCCGGUAUUCUGAUAUCGAGGUAAAGAAGGCGUUAACUGUAUUAUACCGACUAGCUCCAGGAACGCACACAGACGACGAAGAUGCAGACCCAGUCGAGGAUAUGAUCAGUGUUAGCCAAACCAAGAGUAAGCAUUCUCUGUACUCGAGCUCUCAACGGGCGUUCGUUAGGAUUCCUAGUAGAAACUCCCGUAGACUUACAAAAGCCAUCUAG
Molecule: messenger RNA, 690 nt
Organism: Rhinocladiella mackenziei CBS 650.93
Lineage: Eukaryota; Fungi; Ascomycota; Eurotiomycetes; Chaetothyriales; Herpotrichiellaceae
Exons: 2
Coding region: 1-690 (229 amino acids)
Source: RefSeq, a predicted model, not a curated record